AUGGAUCUAAUCUACAACUACAGAAUUCAGUCAUUAAAUGCUAUCGUAUCAGAAUCACAAGCAAUCAUGAUAUUGAUUCAGUGCUCUACUUUAUAUUCUACCCAUUUUUCUCAACCUUACUCCCAUUAUAAGAUGCUUCGUGUCAGUGGUAUUCUCCAACUACAGUCCGUCUGGACCCACCCUAGAUAUGUCAAGUCUACUCUACAAAGAUCAUUAUCACAAUCACGACCAGUAUCUAUUCAUGUUCAUGACAAUGUUCAUGUUCAUGUUCAGGAGCCAUUGUUUAGCAAGGAACCCACGACAAUUCCUAAUGCUCUGGUUCAUCCAACAGAAAGUCUAAGCAAUAUUUCUACCUUCCCGGCUAUUCUUGUGGUUCCUGAACCCAAAGAAGAUUUCGAAAACACAGAUCCUGUUUGUGGUGGUAUCAAACAAGAGUUUCUACAACAUAACACCAAUGAGAGCUCUAGACAAUUAACUGGAACAGUCCCUGAGCAUAAAAAUCAGGGGGAUUUUGAGGACAUCACCAUGGAUUUAAAUCAAGACAAGCCAAGAAUAGACGAACAGCCUAAAAAAGUGGCUACAGAGAAUAUCAUGGAACAAAUCAUGGACUAUAUUACAGACUACCUUGCCGAAGAAUUUGACCAGAAUACCAAUACCAAUACCAAUAAUGGCAGUGGUUUUGAAAAGAUUAAAGAUAAUGCUUUGGAACACAAGGCUUCUAAAGUGAUCGCGGAGACAAUUGACGAAAAAUUGAAUAGAGAAGAGACGGCAGAAAAGGAGAUCCUGGAAUUCAAAAGAGAAGGAGUCCAAGACAUACUAAAAGAUAUUUCAGAAGAAACUGCUCAUGAUGCCAAACUAGACUUUCAAGUCGGCCAUAAGGUCCAUAUCUUGAAAGAGGAUUCCCAGAAACUCAUUUCAGAAAAGCCAAUGUGUGGCGUUCCGGCUUACUCGUCCCCACCUUCAUCGUCCUCAUCCUCGACAUCGUUCUCUUCUAAUUCUACCGUGUCUUCAUCUUCAUCACUAUCUUCAUCUUCAUUGGCAUAUUCACCCGUACCAGCACGAUUAUCAUCACCAGCCCAACCAUCAUCACCAUCAUUAGCUGCCUCAUUAUCAUUAUCAUCAUUAUCAAAAGGAAUAUACAAGACACAGCUGGCUAUGUCAUCCAUUGAUAAAGAAUACAAUACAUUAGGUUCGGUUCCGUCCGUUCUGCAUGACGAAAUAUUGCCUAGCUUGAAGAAACCAAUGAGCCGACUGAGUCUUCAGACAGUUGGUGGUCCAAACACUCCUCAGACAUCAUUUCCCAGAAAAGAAUCCAACCUGCUGAUGCGAGCCCGGAGCCUUGGUGCUUUGGCCCGACGUAUUUCGAUAUGCAAUUCCCGAGACACGAUACCGGAUCUAGAGAAAUCUGAAUCUAACCAGCACUCCAGUUAUACAAAUGGAUCCGAUUAUGUCCUCUCUGCUGACCUUAUCCUGCCAUCUGUUUCUACUUCCUUACUCUCGGUGCGCAAAAAGGGCUUUCGAAAAGACCAGCUCAAGUCAGCUCUCAAAGGAAAAAACCUGUCGAUACGAUUAAAGAAUGCCAUGUCACUUAACAAGAAAUGCAAUGAUUAG
This is a messenger RNA of Phycomyces blakesleeanus NRRL 1555(-), 1611 nucleotides long. RefSeq lists its product as hypothetical. Lineage: Eukaryota; Fungi; Mucoromycota; Mucoromycetes; Mucorales; Phycomycetaceae. Bases 1 to 1611 code for a protein of 536 amino acids. The record is from RefSeq and is a predicted model, not a curated record. The transcript is spliced from 3 exons.